GUUAUUCCGUGCUCACUGCAUGGGAUCUCUAAACCCACUCCAGAAUUCGCAAAAGUUGCAUCGCGCUUAUUGGAAGAACUUGAGCAUUUGAAAGUACAAGUAAUUACUUUCAAAGAUGGCAUUGCUAGCGUUAAAGCAUUCACCGAAAAUGGAUCGUCUUUGAAAGAAGUCGCAGAAAUCCUUAUCAGUGAAGGCGUUUGUGAGCAUAUUCCUUCGGAAAAGAAUGUUUAUUCGAGAAAUGUGAUGCUGUCAUUAAGAUAUCGUGUUCCACAGUAA
Molecule: messenger RNA, 276 nt
Organism: Gongylonema pulchrum
Lineage: Eukaryota; Metazoa; Nematoda; Chromadorea; Rhabditida; Gongylonematidae
Source: the annotation of a GenBank genome assembly